Molecule: messenger RNA, 13039 nt
Organism: Nannospalax galili (Upper Galilee mountains blind mole rat)
Lineage: Eukaryota; Metazoa; Chordata; Mammalia; Rodentia; Spalacidae
Gene: Map1b
Product: microtubule associated protein 1B
Exons: 7
Coding region: 1410-8819 (2469 amino acids)
Biological process (GO): dendrite development; axonogenesis; regulation of microtubule depolymerization
Cellular component (GO): cytosol; neuronal cell body; synapse
Molecular function (GO): actin binding; microtubule binding
Source: RefSeq, a predicted model, not a curated record
CCAGUGUUUGUGGUACUGGGAUGAAACCCAGGGCUUUAUGACAAGCAUUCUACAGUCAGAGCUACAUAUCCAGCCCCUCCAGCAGAUAUUUUAAAACUAAUAAGCACUCUAAUAUUAAAGGCAUAUUGACUAUUCUUAUCUCCAUCUAAUUUCCUCUCCUAAAACUCAGACCCCCAUUUUUUAUGAUGAUAUCAUGUUUGCCCUGUCCUCCUGUCCUAAGGCAGAGAUGUAUUCAGUAGAUUUGUGAGAAAUUAUUGUGCAUGGCUGGCGUUUAUGAACAUUAUUAUGGGUUCUUCUAAAUAUAGACAAAAGCAAUAAAAACUCCCAAUGCUAUAUGAAUCUUAAAAGACAUCAUUGUCACAAGAAGUUAUUUUGCCUGAGUAUGCCCCAAAGAACUGAAAAGCACAUUAUAGCCACCAAUUCUGCUGAGCAGAGACAGUAUCUUCUCUAUUCUUUGUUUUGCUUGAUACUAUCUGUUCAGCAUAUUAAGAAAUCUGUAUCUAACCAUAAUAUGCCUGCAUCUUCCCAUUCAUUUCCCGUGUGUGCCACAAGUCAGUACUCUUUCAUCACUGGCCCUUGAACACUAGAGUCCAAAGCCUGAAAAAAAUUAGGUUUAGGUCUUGCAAAGUAUUCUUUAAGCGAAGGUGGUUGGUAAAAAUCUGCAAAUAAGUCAUCCUAAAUCCACAAGGUCAGAACGACAGGUUCCAGUCUUCUUGGGCGGGGUACCCAGCGUCCACUAUAGCUGCCACAACUACUCAGAUUCUUGUUUUUAUGGUGGGUGGGACACAGAGGCCCGACGUUGUGCACUUGGAACUCUAGAAAUAACUCUCCCUCUGAGAUGGAAAGUCAUCCCCACAAUCCUGCACCGGAGGGUUGAGGGUUUAGGGUGGGCAGAGAGUGUGUGUCUAAAGGUGAUGGUACGGGCUCCACCCGCUUCAGCCCUGCAGUCCAGCCGUUUGGGUCCCCCAGAGACUCAGCUCCUGGCCCUGCCCAGACCAUUGUCCACACACCUCGUCCCUCCAGCUUCCGGGCCGCGGGCUAGAUGAUUUGCUGCAGAUGACAUCAGCCUUGGGCCAAAGGCUGGAGGAGCCCAGGCAGCCACCCCGCGACGAUGUGCCUGGUGGUCUUUUCCUCCUCCUCCUCCUCUUCCUCUUCCUCCUCUUUCUCCUCCUCCUCCCUGGCUCCCUGCCUUGUCUCCAUAUAAACGGCGCCGCCUCCCCGCCCUCUCACUCCCUGCUCCUCUCUGCCGCGCAGGGAGAGGGCGGAGGAGGAGGCGACGCGCCCGGAGGAGGGGGGACGCAAGGGGCGGAGCGGAGACAGCACCUUCGGAGAUAAUCCUUUCUCCUGCCGCAGAGCAGAGGAGCGGCGGCAGAGGAACACUUCGCCCAGGCUUCAGCAGGGCCGUCAGGAUGGCGACCGUGGUGGUGGAAGCCACCGAGCCGGAGCCAUCCGGCAGCAUCGCCAACCCGGCGGCGUCCACCUCGCCCAGCCUGUCGCACCGCUUUCUAGACAGCAAGUUCUACUUGCUGGUGGUGGUCGGAGAGACGGUGACCGAGGAGCACCUGAGGCGUGCCAUCGGCAACAUUGAGCUGGGGAUCCGAUCAUGGGACACAAACCUGAUUGAAUGCAACUUGGACCAAGAACUCAAACUUUUUGUAUCUCGACACUCUGCAAGAUUCUCUCCUGAAGUUCCAGGACAAAAGAUCCUUCAUCACCGAAGUGACGUCUUAGAAACCGUAGUCCUGAUCAAUCCUUCAGAUGAAGCAGUGAGCACUGAGGUCCGCUUGAUGAUCACUGACGCCGCCCGCCAUAAGCUGCUGGUGCUCACCGGGCAGUGCUUUGAGAACACCGGGGAGCUCAUUCUCCAGUCUGGCUCUUUCUCCUUUCAGAACUUCAUAGAGAUUUUCACCGAUCAAGAGAUUGGGGAGCUACUGAGUACCACCCACCCUGCCAACAAAGCCAGCCUAACCCUCUUCUGUCCCGAGGAAGGGGACUGGAAGAAUUCCAAUCUUGACAGACACAAUCUCCAAGACUUCAUCAAUAUUAAGCUCAACUCAGCUUCUAUCUUGCCAGAAAUGGAAGGACUCUCUGAGUUUACUGAGUAUCUUUCAGAAUCAGUGGAAGUCCCAUCUCCCUUUGACAUCCUGGAACCCCCAACCUCAGGUGGCUUUCUCAAGCUCUCCAAGCCCUGCUGUUACAUUUUCCCAGGGGGGCGGGGUGAUUCUGCCCUUUUUGCAGUGAACGGAUUCAAUAUGCUCAUCAACGGAGGCUCAGAAAGAAAAUCGUGCUUCUGGAAGCUCAUCCGGCACUUGGACCGCGUGGACUCCAUCCUGCUCACCCACAUUGGGGAUGACAAUUUACCUGGAAUCAAUAGCAUGCUGCAGCGGAAAAUUGCAGAGCUGGAAGAGGAGCAGUCCCAGGGCUCCACCACCAAUAGUGACUGGAUGAAAAACCUCAUCUCCCCUGACUUAGGAGUUGUGUUUCUCAAUGUACCUGAAAAUCUGAAAAACCCAGAGCCCAACAUCAAGAUGAAGAGAAGCAUAGAGGAAGCGUGCUUCACCCUUCAGUAUCUAAAUAAACUGUCCAUGAAACCAGAGCCUCUAUUUAGAAGUGUAGGCAAUACCAUUGAGCCUGUCAUCCUUUUCCAAAAAAUGGGAGUGGGCAAACUUGAGAUGUAUGUGCUUAACCCAGUCAAGACCAGCAAGGAAAUGCAAUAUUUUAUGCAGCAGUGGACUGGCACCAACAAAGAUAAGGCAGAACUAAUCCUGCCCAAUGGUCAAGAAGUAGAUAUCCCAAUUUCCUACUUAACUUCAGUCUCAUCUUUGAUCGUGUGGCAUCCAGCCAACCCUGCCGAGAAAAUCAUCCGCGUUCUCUUUCCCGGAAACAGCACCCAAUACAACAUACUGGAAGGGCUAGAAAAACUCAAACAUCUAGACUUCCUAAAGCAGCCACUGGCCACCCAAAAAGAUCUCACUGGCCAGGUCCCCACCCCCACCGUGAAACAAGUCAAACUGAAACAGAGGGCUGACAGCCGAGAAAGUCUGAAGCCAGCUGCAAAACCCCUUCUCAGCAAAUCAGUGCGGAAGGAGUCCAAAGAAGAAGCCGCUGAAGUCACAAAAGCCAAUCAAGUGGAAAAAACACCCAAAGUUGAAAGCAAAGAGAAAGUAAUAGUGAAGAAAGACAAGCCAGUGAAAGUAGAGGCCAAACCUUCAGUGACAGAAAAGGAGGUGCCCAGCAAGGAGGAGCAGUCCCCAGUGAAAGCCGAGGUGGCCGAGAAGCAAGCCACUGACAGCAAACCCAAAGUCAUCAAAGACAAGGUGGUGAAAAAGGAAAUAAAGGCAAAACCAGAAGAAAAGAAAGAGGAGAAGCCCAAGAAAGAAGUGGCUAAAAAGGAGGAGAAAACACCUGUCAAGAAAGAUGAAAAACUGAAAAAGGAAGAGGUGAAGAAGGAGGUCAAGAAAGAAGUCAAGAAAGAAGAGAAGAAAGAGCCCAAGAAAGAGGUUAAAAAGGAAACACCCCUGAAGGAAGCCAAGAAGGACGUGAAGAAAGACGAAAAGAAGGAAGGUAAAAAAGAAGAGAAGGAACCCAAGAAGGAAAUUAAGAAGAUCUCCAAAGACGUAAAGAAAUCGACUCCUCUAUCAGAAACAAAAAAACCAACUGCGUUAAAGCCAAAAGUACCGAAAAAGGAAGAGCCCACCAAGAAAGACUCCGUUGCUACUGGGAAGCCCAAAGAGAAGGGGAAGAUUAAAGUCAUUAAGAAGGACGGCAAGACCGCAGAGGCUGCAGCCGCCGCCAUUGGCAGUGCGGCCACCACAGCAGCCGCAGUAGCAGUAGCAGCGGCGGGAAGUGCAGCCACUGGCCCUGCCAAAGAAUUCGAAACCGAGAGGUCCCUAAUGUCAUCUCCCGAGGAUCUCACCAAGGAUUUUGAGGAGUUGAAGGCUGAGGAGAUCGAUGUGGCAAAGGACAUCAAACCUCAGCUAGAGCUUAUUGAAGAUGAAGAGAAACUGAAGGAAACAGAGCCCGUGGAAGCCUACGUCAUCCAGAAAGAGACCGAAGUCAUCAAGGGAUCCGCCGAGUCUCCGGAUGAGGGAAUCACUACCACUGAAGGGGAGGGGGAAUGCGAGCAAACACCGGAGGAGUUGGAGCCAGUUGAGAAGCAGAGGGUGGACGACACUGAGAAAUUUGAAGAUGAAGGAGCCGGCUUUGAAGAAUCCUCAGAAACUGGGGACUAUGAAGAAAAGGCAGAAACUGAGGAGGCCGAGGAGCCGGAAGAGGACGGAGAAGACAACGUGAGUGGGAGUGCCUCCAAGCACAGCCCCACUGAAGAUGAUGAAAGCACCAAGGCUGAGGCAGAUGUGCUCAUCAAGGAGAAGAGGGAGUCUGUGGCUAGUGGUGAUGACCGAGCAGAAGAAGACAUGGACGAGGCACUUGAGAAAGGGGAUGCCGAACAAUCUGAGGAGGAGGGUGAAGAGGAGGACAAAGCAGAAGAUACCAGAGAGGAAGAAUACGAGCCUGAAAAAGUCGAGGCUGAAGAUUAUGUGAUGGCUGUGGUUGACAAGGCUGCGGAGGCCGGUGUUGCUGAGGAGCGGUAUGGAUUCCUUAGCGCAUCAGCCAAGCAGCCCGGAGCCCAGUCUCCCGGCCGAGAGCCUGCCUCCUCAAUUCAUGAUGAGACUUUACCUGGAGGCUCAGAGAGUGAGGCCACUGCUUCAGAUGAGGAGAAUCGAGAAGACCAGCCUGAGGAAUUCACGGCCACCUCUGGAUACACUCAGUCUACCAUUGAGAUCUCAAGCGAGCCCACGCCAAUGGAUGAGAUGUCUACUCCUCGAGAUGUGAUGAGUGAUGAGACCAACAACGAGGAGACAGAAUCACCAUCUCAGGAGUUUGUAAACAUCACCAAAUAUGAGUCUUCACUGUAUUCUCAGGAAUACUCCAAACCUGCUGUUGCAUCAUUCAAUGGAUUGUCAGAAGGGUCAAAAACAGAUGCCACUGAUGGCAAGGAUUAUAAUGCCUCAGCCUCCACCAUAUCACCACCCUCAUCCAUGGAAGAAGACAAAUUCAGCAAGUCUGCUUUACGUGAUGCUUACUGCUCUGAAGAGAGAGAACUGAAAGCCAGUGCCAUGUUGGACAUCAAAGAUACCAUAUCAGCAGUUUCAGAUGAAAGACUUAGCCCAGCCAAGAGUCCAUCCCUGAGUCCAUCUCCACCACCCGUAGAGAAGACAACCCCCUUGGGUGAACGUAGUGUGAACUUCUCCCUGACGCCCAAUGAGAUUAAAGUCUCCACAGAGGCAGAAGCAGCCCCAGUGUCUCCUGAGGUGACCCAAGCAGUAGUUGAAGAACACUGUGCCAGUCCCGAAGAGAAGACUCUGGAAGUAGUGUCACCAUCUCAAUCUGUGACUGGCAGUGCUGGCCACACGCCUUACUACCAAUCUCCCACUGAUGAGAAGUCCAGUCAUCUCCCUACAGAAGUCAAUGAAAAACCACCGGCAGUUCCAGUGAGUUUUGAAUUCAGCGACACCAAAGAUGAGAGCGAAAGAGCUUCCAUAAGCCCCAUGGAUGAACCCGUGCCUGACUCAGAGUCUCCUAUUGAGAAAGUUCUGUCUCCUUUACGCAGCCCUCCCCUGCUUGGAUCUGAAUCGGCAUACGAAGACUUCCUAAGUGCUGAUAGCAAAGCUCUUGACAGAUAUGCUGAAAGCCCCUUUGAAGGAAAGACUGGAAAACAGGGCUUCCCAGACCACAUAAGUCCAGUUUCUGAAAUGCCUUCCACUGGUCUUUACCAAGACAAACAGGAUGGGAAAAGCACAGACUUUAUACCAAUAAAGGAAGGCUUUGGUCCAGAAAAGAAAUCUGAUGAUGUUGAAACCAUGAGUUCUCAACCAGCACUGGCUUUGGAUGAAAGGAAACUGGGAGGAGAUGUUUCUCCAACACAAAUAGAUGUCAGUCAGUUUGGCUCUUUCAAAGAAGACACUAAGAUGUCCAUUUCAGAAGGCACUGUCUCAGACAAGUCAGCCACGCCUGUUGAUGAGGGUGUGGCAGAAGACACAUACUCUCACAUGGAGGGCGUGGCCUCAGUCUCUACAGCCUCUGUGGCUACAAGCUCAUUUCCAGAGCCAACCACGGACGAUGUGUCUCCUUCUUUGCAUGCUGAAGUGGGCUCCCCACAUUCCACAGAGGUAGAUGACUCCCUUUCAGUAUCUGUUGUGCAAACACCGACAACUUUCCAGGAAACAGAAAUGUCUCCAUCUAAAGAAGAGUGCCCAAGACCAAUGUCAAUUUCUCCUCCAGACCUCUCCCCCAAGACAGCCAAAUCCAGGACACCAGUUCAAGAUCACCGGUCCGAACAGUCUUCGAUGUCUAUUGAAUUCGGCCAGGAAUCUCCUGAGCACUCCGUUGCUAUGGACUUUAGUCGACAGUCUCCAGAUCACCCCACUGUGGGUGCAGGUGUGCUUCACAUCACUGAAAAUGGGCCAACUGAAGUAGACUAUAGCCCUUCUGACAUGCAGGACUCCAGCUUGUCACAUAAAAUCCCACCAGUGGAGGAGCCGUCCUUCACCCAGGAUAAUGAUCUGUCUGAGCUCAUCUCCGUGUCUCAGGUGGAAGCUUCCCCAUCCACCUCUUCUGCUCACACCCCUUCUCAGAUAGCCUCUCCUCUUCAGGAAGACACUCUCUCUGAUGUUGCUCCCCCCAGAGAUAUGUCCUUAUAUGCCUCCCUCACCUCUGAGAAAGUGCAAAGUCUGGAAGGAGAGAAGCUGUCUCCGAAAUCUGAUAUUUCUCCACUCACCCCACGAGAGUCCUCACCUUUAUAUUCACCUGGCUUUUCAGAUUCUACCUCUGCAGCUAAAGAGAAUGCAACAGCUUGCCAUACCUCCUCUUCUCCACCAGUAGAUGUGGCAUCCGCAGAGCCCUAUGGCUUCCAUGCUUCUAUGUUAUUUGAUACAAUGCAGCAUCAUCUAGCCUUGAAUAGAGAUUUGACCACGCCUGGUAUAGAGCAAGACAGUGGAGGGAAGACACCUGGUGACUUUAACUAUGCCUAUCAAAAGCCUGAGAAAACCACCAGAUCGCCAGAUGAGGAAGAUUACGACUAUGAGACUUAUGAGAAAACCUCCCGGACCCCAGAUGUGGGUGGCUAUUACUAUGAGAAGACAGAGAGAACCAUAAAAUCCCCAUGUGACAGUGGGUACUCCUAUGAGACCAUUGAGAAAACCACCAAGACCCCAGAAGACGGUGGCUAUGCCUGUGAAAUUACCGAGAAGACAACCCGGACCCCAGAAGAGGGUGGGUACUCCUAUGAGAUCAGUGAAAAGACAACAAAAACCCCUGAAGUGAGUGGUUACUGCUACGAAAAGACUGAGAGGUCUAGAAGGCUCCUGGAUGACAUCAGCAACGGCUAUGAUGACUCUGAGGACGGUGGGCACACACUUGGAGACUGUAGCUACUCUUAUGAAACCACUGAGAAAAUUACCAGCUUUCCUGAAUCUGAAAGCUACUCUUAUGAAACGUCUACAAAAACAACACGGAGUCCAGAUACUUCCACAUACUGUUAUGAGACCAUGGAGAAAAUCACUAAGACCCCACAGGCAUCCACAUACUCCUAUGAGACUUCAGACCGAAGCUACACUACAGAGAAGUCCCCUUCAGAGGCACGCCAGGAUGUUGAUUUAUGCCUCGUGUCGUCCUGUGAAUACAAGCAUCCCAAGACAGAGCUCUCGCCCUCCUUCAUUAACCCCAAUCCUCUCGAGUGGUUCACCAGUGAAGAGCCCACUGAAGAAUCUGAGAAGCCCCUCACUCAGUCUGGAGGAGCCCCACCGCCUCCAGGAGGAAAGCAGCAGGGUCGACAGUGUGAUGAAACCCCUCCCACCUCAGUCAGUGAGUCAGCCCCAUCCCAGACCGACUCUGAUGUUCCCCCGGAGACAGAAGAGUGCCCCUCCAUCACAGCUGAUGCCAAUAUUGACUCUGAAGAUGAGUCAGAAACCAUCCCGACAGACAAAACUGUCACAUACAAACACAUGGACCCUCCUCCAGCCCCCAUGCAAGACCGCAGCCCAUCUCCUCGCCACCCGGAUGUGUCCAUGGUAGACCCAGAGGCCUUGGCCAUUGAGCAGAACCUAGGCAAAGCUCUGAAGAAAGACCUGAAAGAGAAGGCCAAGACCAAGAAGCCAGGCACAAAGACCAAGUCCUCUUCCCCUGUGAAAAAGGGUGAUGGGAAGUCUAAGCCCCUGGCAGCUUCCCCUAAACCAGGAGCCUUGAAGGAAUCCUCAGAUAAGGUGUCCAGAGUGGCUUCUCCUAAGAAGAAAGACUCCGUAGAAAAGGCUACAAAAACCACCACCACUCCUGAGGUGAAAGCCACACGUGGGGAAGAGAAAGACAAGGAGACUAAGAAUGCUGCCAACGCCUCCACGUCUAAGUCAGUGAAGACCGCAACUGCAGCACCAGGAACCACCAAGACAGCCAAGACAUCUACCGUGCCUCCAGGCCUCCCUGUGUAUUUGGACCUGUGCUAUAUUCCUAACCACAGCAAUAGUAAGAAUGUUGAUGUUGAAUUUUUCAAGAGAGUGAGGUCAUCUUACUACGUGGUGAGUGGGAAUGACCCUGCUGCUGAGGAGCCCAGCCGGGCUGUCCUGGAUGCCUUGUUAGACGGGAAGGCACAGUGGGGCAGCAACAUGCAGGUGACUCUAAUCCCAACACAUGACUCAGAGGUGAUGAGGGAAUGGUACCAGGAGACCCACGAGAAGCAGCAAGACCUCAACAUCAUGGUUUUAGCAAGCAGCAGCACAGUGGUUAUGCAAGAUGAGUCCUUCCCUGCAUGCAAGAUAGAACUGUAAAAACCACAGCCGGCCACACCAUAGGAUUUUGAACUUUGUUUCCAGAAAUUCUUGAAUUUGAAACUACCUUUUCUAAAACAUCCAUUCAUCUAUUUAAGUCACUGAACAAUUACCUGCCAAAUGCUAUACUAUGUCAUGAUGACGCAAGUCACUAAUAUCGCUCAGUUUUUGCUGAUUGCUAAGGGAAGUAACAGUAUUCCCACAAUAGGAUUCAAGUUACUGCAAAAUUACCUACCCCGUUCAUCUCUGCUGAACAUUUGGAAGCCAUGCACUCGCACACCCAACUGACUUCUGCUAGGUAUUGGCAUUUGUCUUAGAGAGAGAGAAGAGGGAGAGAGAGAGAGAGGGAAGGGAGGGAACAAGGGAGGGAGCACACAGAGAGAAUGCAGGAGAGAGAGAGAGUGAGAAAGAAUGAGAAAGAAAAAGAAUGCAAGAGAAGGAGAUUUGUGAUGGUGGAGAGUUCUGAGGAGAUGCCCAGAGAGAAGGGAGAGGGCAGGUGGGGUAGAGAAAAGACAACCAGCAAACUAGGUCUACAUUUUCUCAGGCAGUAGGUACUCUGUAGUCUACACUGGCAAACUUUUCCAUUUUCAUCAGUCAUCAAAAAGGGUCUUAAUUUUCUAAAGUAUUUCCACCAGAAUGAAAAGAAAUAAAGUUUGUUAAGAGGGCAUGAGUUUUUCAUGGCUAAGCUCCUUCACUAUGAAGGCUGACCAGUGGCAUAAUGUAGUGAGUGUAGACUGGACAGGCAAGUGGUUUGAGCCCCAUUCAGAACUCUCAGACUUUGUAAACAUAUGAGUAGUUGAUCUAAGGCAUGCUCCCAGCAUUUGUCCACCCACUUAGUCCACACCAAGUCAACUUGCAUGCGACAACACCCAAGUCUACCCCAAUUAACUGAAGCAAAUACCAAAGCAGUUGAGAGAACAUACGGGAGACAUCCUGCCUUAGGAAGUGACUUGAAUGUACAAAGAUACUUGAUGCACUUAUUUUUUAAUGUGAGACAGCAAGUUUUUAAAACAUCCAUGUAGGGUUGUAGAUAUUCCAGGUAAAGGAGCACGAGUGUGGGCAUGGGGUGGGAAGAGUUCUAGAAGCUGAUCUGAUUGGUCCAACAGUUUGAUGCUGAGUCAUGCUCCUUGAAUACCACCACUUUCAAUGCACCUUGGCCUCUCAGCCAAACAAGUUGCACCUUUCCUAGCUUCUUUGCUACUGCAAGUUCAAAACUGAAAUGGCUUCUAUGACUAGAACUGGGAAAACAGUGAAUCUUAUGGUGGAAGAGGGUCUCGGCAAGAAUACAGUAUUUUUUUUCUUUUGUCUUACAUUGACUUUUUAGAGUUUCCAUUCAUUUCAACGUAAUUAUGGGAGCACAUGUACAGAAGAUUGUUUUUAGAUAUGUAAGAACUUUUCAUAGAUGAACUUUUUAACAAAUGUUUUCAUUUACAGGAAAAUACAAAGAAAAAUUUCAAGUGAUAGUCUUUUUUUUAAGUGCUUUGUAAGACAAAAUUGAUGUUUUCUGAAGUUCUGGCAAGACCUGAAGUCUGACAUUGAAGUCAUGAUACUUAUUAAAAGCCUGUAACAAUGAGGAAUGAUGAUCUCUCCCACCCUUUGAUGCUCAUAGCAUAAAUAUCUGAGUCUGUACUGUUUGAGAGUGGGGUGAAUGGCAGGGUAGGCUACUUUUCAGGGCCUUAAGUACGCCACCCAGUGGUAUCUUACCUACUUCUUUCAAGAUCUUCAACCAGAAGGUGAAAAAUCCAAGUUCAAAAGCACCCUAGCACCAAUUUGCUUUGGGAUUUUCUUUUCUGGAAAACAAUAAAUGAAAGAAAUAAUAGAUUGAAAACAAAAGAAUUCCCAACUCCUAUGUUCACCAUGUAGAGUUCAGACAUAACGUCCAUCGUUGUCACCACUGAACCAUGAACCUGGGAAGCCAGAUCAUGAGUCACACUGAUGUCAUUUCCAGUGGCAGAUCCACAUACUGCUCAGUGACAACAGUGCUGUUCUCUGUCAUGCUACGUUUCCUGCAGACUCUUAAUAUCUACGGAGUAGUGAACAAUGACCUCAUUUUAUUUUCUGUGUUAGUUAUUUAUUUCAAAGUUAACAUUUUAGUUUAUUUUUGUUUGUGAAGUGUAUGUUUUGCACUGCUAACUACUAUGAGGGUUUAAACAAUGCUUCUUCAGGGUCCCAGCACUGGGGACCUAUGCAGUACACUUAAUGCUGUGAAUCACAUUUUCCAAAUGUUUAAUUUUUUAAAGAAAAUUAAUAUUCUAUUUUUGUUAGGCUUCUCUAGAAAUGCAAUUUUUAUUUAUUACCCUAUUUCUUUCAAGUCCUUAGAAAUAACGUUAAAGGUACAAACAUGUCAUACAUAAUGGAAAAAUCAUUGUGAUGAAAAUGAAUUUCAUUGAAUAUAAACUCAUCUACUUCACACUUUUAUGAGACAAGCUGAAUACUCAAGAUAGUUAUUUAAUGGUUACCUAUUGAGUUGGUCCACAUAAUGCAUGAGAAGAGAAACAAUUUCUAGCCGUUUUGCCAAACCUAGACCUCUGGUUGAUUUUUCUUUGAUAGAAGAUAGAGUUAUUUUCUAGUUUCUCCGACUAAAUUUAUUUAGCCUUUAUGUUAUUUUGCUUUAAAAAUAUGUUAGGAGAGUCAUAGUCACUUCGGUUAUAACCACUCUACCCCACUCUUUUUUUUUUUUAAUUUCUACAGAAUUUAAUGGGGAAAAUACUUUUUAAAACUGGCACUGGUGCACUGGCUCUAUUUCCUAUGGAAUCUGUCAGUACCUACUGUACCCCCUGUUCUCAGUGAUGGCCAUGGAGCCAAGGGUACCAGGAAGAACAACAUUUGCUUUACAGAUAGCUCCUGACCUCCCAGACACCUUUCCUACCUGCGCGACUAACCUAAUUCUGCUAGUUCCAUAAAUACACAAUUAGUUUAUAAUAGCCAUCACAACGUACUAUGUACAUUGGUGGUGAGAACUAAAAACCGACAUAGACUUCUAGGAGCUUCAUUUAUACUGAUUUCUUAAUCCAAUUGUAUAGAUUGAAUAUUUGAGUGGAAGGAAUUUCCACCCUGUUUAAAUGAUGGAAUUCUAUUGAGAUAACACCCCUAGUCAUGACCUUUUGGGUAGUAUUCAUAAACAAAAUUCUACAGACACUAAAUAUUAAAGAUGAUCCUCCAUUUCAAUUUUGUCCAAUUCUAUCCUCUUUUAUCCAAACCCCAAUUCCCAUGCAUGCUUUCUCAGUCUUGUGGUGGGACUGGAUACAAUGACUAACCCCUUGCCCCAAACACCAUUUUCCAUGGAAUUCAAAAGAAAAUUUUUCUUAACGUUACAUAUAUUAGUGAAUGGUUUCCCCAGUGUAUAUGAAUGUUUUAGGUGUUUCCAAUAGGUUACGGAGUGUAGGAGCUGUCCAAUACUCAUUUCAUAAGAUUUAAUCAUUUGCUAAUGGAAAUUUUUACCACCUUCCAUUUUCCCUCUGUUACCAAAUCUCAGCUCCUGGGAGCUGCUCUACAAUUCUGGAAUUGCUUUUCUUGCUUCUCCUUAGUUACCUGUCACAGGAGAGGCCUGCUCAGCUACGGGAUUUGUGAGUUAGGAUAAUGACUUUUCUUUUUCUUUUUUUGUACUUCAGAUUUAGGAGAACAGAUUCUGUUUCCGUAUGAAAAGAGCUGUAAGCUUUCAUCAUUUAACCAACUGAAUCACACACCAAAAGCAGCAUUUCCUUGACAGCAAUUAGGUUAUUCACCUGGUAUUCAAACUAUUCACUCUUUCACAAAACUGUGACUUCAUAAAUUCAUUUACAAGGCAGCAUCAAAAACUGAAAAGGAAGGGAAAAAAUUAAUGACCAGCUUCUCUGCACUCUGUGUGGAGCGAUGGAGAAGCAGUUCAGACUAGGCUGCCCUUUCUACAGCUGCGGUUCAGUCUCGCUUUCCUGCACCGCACACAGCCCGUGCUGUUCUGAGCCCAGCGGCCAGCCGAGAAGCGCUUCCCACUCCUCUCUCUUGUUCUGAAUGGUGUUUGUGUCAGUCUGCAGCUGUGUAUGGUAUUAUGUCUUAUAAUCCUGCAUCACUUCUAUCCUAUCCAGUCAUAUCUAAUGUAGAAAAUUAGUUUCCAGUGAAAGUAAUAUGUAGUGCUUUUAUGAUAUUUGUGUGCAAUAUCCCCUCUUCCACUGAGGAUAUUUGAUGUAAAGGAAAAAAAAAAACAAAACUCAGUUCCACAAUAAAAUACAAAAGUGGCAAAA